GUCAUUUUCCAAGUGAUGUUCGGGCGGCAACAAGGAUGGGUAAAUAUAUUCAUCGAAUAAUAGGACUUCAAUGACUCGCAUAAGAAACCCAUUUUCCUGAUUUCCUGGUGAUUUGAACUAGCGUUUCCGCUACGUUCCAACUUGUCCAAAGCAGGCCUUCGCCUCUAUACCAUACAAGAAUUUGUUCCUCGGAAAGAAGACUUCAAAGAAGACCGGUGCUAUAAUGGCGUCGUUCUUCCAAACCCCGUCCCUAGUGUAUGGGUCAGCUGUCGCAUUACGCGUUAUCCUUCUCUUCUACGGGGCAUGGCAAGAUGCCAACUCCCCCGUGAAAUACACAGACAUCGACUACAUGGUCUUCACCGAUGCGUCUCGGUACGUGUCUCAUGGGGCGUCCCCUUACGACCGAGACACAUAUCGCUACACUCCUCUCCUAGCCUGGAUGCUUCUCCCCACCUCCUGGUCCAUCCCGGGAUUCUUUGCCUUCGGUAAAGCGCUCUUCGCGCUUUCUGAUGUUAUAGCCGGAUGGCUCAUCUCGAAAUCCCUUGUGUCAAAUUACGGCAUGACUCCAGCGCGUGCUCUGAAGUACGCUAGUUUCUGGCUGCUAAACCCCAUGGUCGCGAAUAUCAGCACACGCGGCAGCUCUGAGGGUCUCCUGGGCGUGCUCGUUAUCGCCUUACUCUGGGCAGCACUGAACCGCCAGACCACCCUUGCCGGUAUCCUUCUUGGAUUCGGGGUGCAUUUCAAAAUCUAUCCGUUUAUCUACGGGGUUUCGAUCCUUUGGUGGCUUGACUCUGAGCGGGAAGCUGACGACCCCAACGAACCAAAAGCGCACAAGCAUCCGCUAAGCACUACUGCAGGUGCUGCGGCUACGACUACGGCUACUGGUACAGGUACUGGUGCUGCAUCAUCAAGAACAGGAGGAACUGCAACCAAGCCCGUCACGGAAUCUCGGGACCCCGAACCCAAAUGCUCCUCCCUGACCCCUGUCUUGUCUCCCCGGCAGAUCCUCGCAUUCCUCACCCCCACACGACUUCAGCUUAUCCUGACCUCUUUGGCGACCUUUGCCGUUCUCAAUUUAGCCAUGUACCGCCAAUACGGCACUCCGUUUCUCCAACAUACCUACUUCCAUCAUCUCACGCGCAUAGACCACCGACACAAUUUUUCUGCCUACAGCUCCUUGCUGUAUCUCUCUGCGGCGGGGGAUGGACACGGGAACUUCGAGUCCCUAGCGUUCAUCCCGCAAUUGCUUCUGUCUGUUCUCGUUAUCCCGAUGGUGUUGGCGAAAAAGAACCUUCCUGGAGCGAUGCUGGCGCAGACUUUUGCUUUUGUGACGUUUAAUAAAGUUUGCACGAGCCAGUACUUCCUAUGGUACCUUAUCUUUCUCCCAUUCUACCUCCCCGAUUCAUCUCUCCUCCGUAAUCCAAGACUCGGAGUGCUUGCUGCAGCCUUAUGGGUCGUUUCUCAGGCUGCCUGGCUCCAGCAGGGCUUCAACCUAGAGUUCCUAGGCAUAUCAACAUUCAUGCCGGGGCUGUUUCUCUCGUCGCUGGGCUUUUUUGCUGUGAAUGUCUGGAUUCUAGGGAUCAUAGUUGCUGAUAUUGGGGGGGUUCCGAGCUCAUAGGGAAUUUAUUGUUCCAUUUCUUGAAAAAAAAACAAAAAGAAAUGGCGUGCAGUAAAUAAAUAUAUAUACAUACUACUACGGUUUAGAAUAGACAUGCCAUAAAUACCCGUGCUAUUGGGUUGGUUU
Molecule: messenger RNA, 1744 nt
Organism: Aspergillus ochraceoroseus IBT 24754
Lineage: Eukaryota; Fungi; Ascomycota; Eurotiomycetes; Eurotiales; Aspergillaceae
Product: glycosylphosphatidylinositol-alpha 1,4 mannosyltransferase I
Exons: 3
Coding region: 224-1618 (464 amino acids)
Biological process (GO): GPI anchor biosynthetic process
Cellular component (GO): glycosylphosphatidylinositol-mannosyltransferase I complex; membrane
Molecular function (GO): alpha-1,4-mannosyltransferase activity; GPI mannosyltransferase activity
Source: RefSeq, a predicted model, not a curated record